Messenger RNA from Syzygium oleosum, 819 nucleotides. RefSeq lists its product as uncharacterized. The coding region runs from base 62 to 616 and encodes 184 amino acids. Lineage: Eukaryota; Viridiplantae; Streptophyta; Magnoliopsida; Myrtales; Myrtaceae. The record is from RefSeq and is a predicted model, not a curated record. The transcript has a single exon.
GAAGUGUUCCCAUGCCCGUCCCACUUAUAAAAACAUACUUUCGGCUCAUGUGGGCUUGCGGAUGCUUCUCUCCCAACCCAAAACCACGCCUCCCCAUGACUCUCGGUCGCCCCAUGGAUCCCCCCGCCACCGCCGCCGGCGACCCCCCUCCCCGGCCGCGAUCCGCCGCCCGCCCGUGUCACCGACGGCGAGGAUCAUGCUAGCCGUCGCGACGUGGCUCCGCGCGCGCCACCGGAGCCGCCGCUGCCUGCUGCUGGCGCUCUGCUCCCCGCUGCUCCUCCCCCUGCUCUGCGCCACCUUCCCCCUGCUCUGCGCCGCCGAGCUCUGCCUCCGGCUCUGCUGCCGGAAGAGGAGAUCCGGGGACGAGGGGGAGGACGACGAGGACGAGGAGGCGGCCGCCGCCGCGGACAGGCUGCGGAGAUGCGAGGAGGGGCGCUGCUGCGGCGGCGGCGUGGGGGACCGCGAGGUGGGGCUGUUGCUCCAGAGGUACCUGGAAGAUCAGCUGAUGCUGGUGGGAUCCGUGUACGAGUGCGGGGACGACGGCGACGGCGACGGCGACGACAACGACGGGGAUGUCGGGUUCCUAGAGAGUUGUCGGAGUCCACUCCUCGCUUGAGUUUGAUUGGUAGAUGGGGGGAUUCGAUUUUGUGGGAUUUUCUCUCUUUUCUUUCUUUCUUUCUUUCUUUCGUUUUUUUCUUUCUGGGUGUUGUCGAUUGUGCUCUGUUUUGCCAUGAAUUCUACUCGUGUACAUGAUGAAAUUGCUAAUUAAACAGCGGGCGAUCACCAAAAGAAAAAAAGCGAGGUUGCCCUUUUGAUCAA